This is a messenger RNA of Ctenopharyngodon idella (grass carp), 819 nucleotides long. RefSeq names its product PYD and CARD domain containing. The transcript is spliced from 3 exons. Gene Ontology annotation, biological process: regulation of apoptotic process; innate immune response; inflammatory response. The coding region runs from base 79 to 657 and encodes 192 amino acids. The record is from RefSeq and is a predicted model, not a curated record. NCBI's taxonomy places the organism in Eukaryota, Metazoa, Chordata, Actinopteri, Cypriniformes, Xenocyprididae.
AGGGAUCUUUCGCAGCGGUUCAUUCUCCGCCUAUAUGUCAAAGCCUCUGGAAGCAAGUGCAUGAAACUUUGAGGAACCAUGCCGAAAACUAUUAAGGAUCACCUGGAGAAUACCUUUGAGGAUCUGGGGGAGGGAAAUCUAAAAAAAUUUAAAAUCAAAUUGCGCGAUCGGAAGGAAGAACCGCGCAUACGACAAGCUACAAUUGAAAAAGUUAAAGACGCUCUAGAUCUCGCUGAUUUAAUGGUGAACACUUUCACAUUGAAUGGCGCGGGUCCUGUAACACUCGAAAUAUUAGAGGUUAUUAACUGUCAUGAACUGGCAGCGGAGCUCAGAGAGAACAUAGGAGACGCUCCAGUUGUUCCUGGACCUGGACCGGGGGCUCCAUCUACUGAGCACUUCAUCGAUAAGAAUCGGACAGAACUGAUAGCACGAGUUAACAAUGUGGAUGCCAUCCUAGAUGAACUUCAUCAGAAGAAAGUCAUCUCAUUCGAGGAUUACAGUAACAUUCGUGCUGAGAAAACCAAACCGAAUAAGAUGAGAGAGUUAUUAAUGGGCCCAAUUAACUCUGCUGGCACUAGAGGGAAAGAUGCUUUAUAUCAAGCUCUCAAGAAGUCAGAUCCCUUACUAGUUGAAGACCUUGAGUCUCAGAGAAAGUGAAUCUGUCACAAAAUCAGGUCCAAAAUCUUGCUUGGUUGAACAAAAACUAUUACAUCUUUAUUGAGGAUUAAAACACUUGUCUAAUGUCUUGAAAAAAUUGUCUUUGCUCACUUAAAUCUUUUUUUUAAUCACCAGUCAAUAAACAACCAAGUCAAGAAACCA